AUGCGAGCCCUUCUGAUUCUGUCUCUUUUGCUGGGAGCGCAAAGCUCCCCUGUGCUCAGCGCCUCCACCAGCAACCAGUGGCUGAUCACGGCCAACACGUCCAUCUUCUGGCCCACGUCCACCGAUUACUUCUACGGGCCCACAGACGGUCCCGGGGCGUCGGUCGUGACUUGCAAUGCCGAGUGGAUUGAAUACGACGGUCGCUCCAGCGAGCUGAGAUCUCUGGGCCCGACGGCCACAACGACAUCCUUCGGCUCCUAUCCCAGCAGUUCCGGCGCCUGUCGCACCUCGACCUCUCUAGAAGACUGGUCUGACACACACACCGGUCCGCUGACGACUCUAUGCGACGGGUAUCCGCACGCCUUGGGCCCGCGCGAGACGGCCACGGGCUACUAUCCCGGCACGGGGCCCUGCAGCUCAUUCGACGUCCCCUACAGCGAAGAGAGCACGCUGUAUCGAUCCCCAUCCCCCAGUCCGACCUGCACGCUGCAGGAAGACGACUGCGUGGCCAUCUGGGAAACAUACAGUAGUCGCUCCAGCGUCUGGGCCGAGUCCGUCACCACGUCGAGCACCGGCGACACGCGCAGUCCCAUCCGGCCGUGGUCUUGCCCGACACCGGCGAGGAAGUAUCCCGAGGAAAACCCGUGUUCGGCCUGUCAUUUCCUGCCCGAUACGGCCACCGUCUUCUACUGGCCGGUCCAGACGGCCGGGGGCGAUCUAUGCCUGCAGAACGGCACCACGAUCGAGGCCACGCCCACGGCGCCUCCAGCCCCCAACACGGCGGUGAUCGACGGGCACACGCUGGAGUCGCCUAGCGUGUACAUCUCCUUCACCUCCAUCUACGCUUGGAGCAACCGACGAGCGCACCCAGGCCAUCAGUGCGGCGAAUAUCACUCGAACGAAUUGAUCGCAGUGCACCCGACCGACAUAGUCUCGAUCCGCAGACAUCGCAACGCCAAAUACCCCGUCAUCGGCACAGAGUAUCCCUUUAACUUCGCCGAAUUCGCGCCGCAGACGCUAGGCGAGUACACGCAGACGGUGGUGCCCUGGCCGCAGUACCGUGGCGGGUCGCAGUGUCCCCUGGGCGACGGAAACACCUGCACGAUAGUGCGCGAUGACUACAUGCCCUGGAUGGAGCUGCCCGAGGCGGUGCGACAGAUCGAUCCGUCGUGGAGCGUGUGUCAUCGCAGCUGGUACAUUCCGCCGGUGACCCUGGUACCUCUGAUCGACGGCACCGCUACCUGGACUCCGGCGCCGCCAGAGCCCACGGACUUUGUGGACUUGCAGAUGCAAGCCGUGCCUCAUUCGGUCGGGGCCGUGGCCACCCCGACGCCGACCAGCGAGAAAGGGUGGUAG
This is a messenger RNA of Aspergillus affinis, 1356 nucleotides long. RefSeq lists its product as uncharacterized. The transcript has 2 exons. The coding region runs from base 1 to 1356 and encodes 451 amino acids. The record is from RefSeq and is a predicted model, not a curated record. NCBI's taxonomy places the organism in Eukaryota, Fungi, Ascomycota, Eurotiomycetes, Eurotiales, Aspergillaceae.